ACAUCCCACAAUCCCGAAACCCUAGCCUCCUUCGUUUCGAGCUCGCAUGGAACCCGGGCUCGUCACGAAGGCCUCCCUCCUCUCUCCGCGCCGCAAGAAAUGGCUUCUCAUACUCGCGGCUCUCGGCGCGUCAGGUUACACCGCUUACAGGGUUUACAACUCGCCCUCUUUGGCCCGGAAGCGGAGGAGACUCACGAAGGUCGUCGGAGCCCUGAUUUCCAUGGCGGAGAUGGUUUCUGAUUCCGCCGAGACCACCGGCAUUGUCUCUAAAGACUUGAAGGAGUUUCUGAGCUCCGAUUCCGACGAAAUGCCCAGAAGCCUGAAGCAGAUUUCCAAGAUUGCGAGGUCGGAGGAGUUCUCUGGGUCGUUGCAGAGGCUCACGGAGGCUUUAACGAUCGGGGUUUACCGAGGGUUUGAGGCUGAGAAGAGGAAUGGAGUCGAAUCAGAGGAGAAUACGGGGUUUUCGGAGAGAGUAAUGGAGAAGGUCUUCUCUAAAGCCGGCACCGGGUUCGUUUCGGUUGUGGUUGGAAGCUUUGCGAGGAACAUGGUUAUGGGCUUUUACGACUCCGGUGAGAAUUCGGGUGGAAAUUCGAGUUCUUCUGCUUCGGAUGUGCUUGAUGUGGUUUGUAGCGAUGGAAGUAAGGAGCUGAUAGGGAAUUGCAUACAGGUUUUCGUGUCGACUGCGGUUGCGGCAUACUUGGAGAAAACGAAGGAUAUCAAUGUGUAUGAUGACUUGUUUGUUGGAAUGACGAAUCCCAAGCAUGAGGAGAAGGUCCGGGAGCUUUUGGUUUCUGUAUGUAAUGGUGCUGUGGAGACUGUUGUGAAGACUUCUCAUCAAGUUUUGACGAGUUCUGGUUCGAAUUCGGAGUCAAAUUUGGGUUCUGGGGGUAUUCAGGAUAGCGGGUGGAUUGGAAAGGUUUCGUCUACAUUGGCAGUGCCGCAGAAUAGGAAGUUUGUUCUUGACGUGACUGGGAGGGUGACAUUCGAGACUGUAAGAUCUUUUGUUCAGUUUAUGAUGUGGACGCUAAUAGAGGGGUUGAGAAGAACUGUUAAUAUGGUUCAUGGGGAGAUUGUGGGUAGGGGGUUGCAAGUUAUCAGAUAUUUUGGUGCAAAGUCUUCAGCUAUUGUUACCAUAUGUCUUGCUUUGCAUUUGUAUGUCUUCAGUGGUACUAGAGUUCUCUUGACUGCUUAGUUUGGCUGGUUUAUAUAACCUCCUGUGUAUGAAUCUGUAUGUAAAUCUUUGACUCUUAUGACAUAUAUUGAUGCAUGAUUUUAGUUUCAGG
Fragaria vesca subsp. vesca is the source of this 1283-nucleotide messenger RNA. Its product is annotated as protein PHLOEM PROTEIN 2-LIKE A10-like. The transcript has 2 exons. The coding region runs from base 47 to 1192 and encodes 381 amino acids. The record is from RefSeq and is a predicted model, not a curated record. NCBI's taxonomy places the organism in Eukaryota, Viridiplantae, Streptophyta, Magnoliopsida, Rosales, Rosaceae.